This is a messenger RNA of Tupaia belangeri chinensis (Chinese tree shrew), 2131 nucleotides long. It is a transcript of the gene GNAI2, whose product is annotated as G protein subunit alpha i2. Gene Ontology annotation, biological process: adenylate cyclase-inhibiting G protein-coupled receptor signaling pathway; gamma-aminobutyric acid signaling pathway; G protein-coupled adenosine receptor signaling pathway. Bases 62 to 1129 code for a protein of 355 amino acids. The transcript is spliced from 9 exons. Lineage: Eukaryota; Metazoa; Chordata; Mammalia; Scandentia; Tupaiidae. Gene Ontology annotation, molecular function: G protein-coupled receptor binding; GTP binding; G-protein beta/gamma-subunit complex binding. The record is from RefSeq and is a predicted model, not a curated record. Gene Ontology annotation, cellular component: heterotrimeric G-protein complex; cytoplasm.
GGCCGACCCGGGCGGUGGGCCUUGUGGGGGCCGGGCGGCGGCCGGGCCGGCGGACGGCGGGAUGGGCUGCACAGUAAGCGCCGAGGACAAGGCGGCGGCCGAGCGCUCUAAGAUGAUCGACAAGAACCUGCGGGAGGACGGCGAGAAGGCGGCGCGGGAGGUGAAGUUGCUGCUGUUGGGUGCCGGGGAGUCGGGGAAGAGCACCAUCGUCAAGCAGAUGAAGAUCAUCCACGAGGACGGCUACUCAGAGGAGGAGUGCCGGCAGUACCGGGCGGUCGUCUACAGCAACACCAACCAGUCCAUCAUGGCCAUCGUCAAGGCCAUGGGCAACCUGCAGAUCGACUUCGCCGACCCCUCCCGCGCUGACGACGCCAGGCAGCUGUUCGCACUGUCGUGCACGGCCGAGGAGCAGGGCGUGCUUCCCGAGGACCUGUCCGGCGUCAUCCGAAGACUCUGGGCCGACCACGGUGUGCAGGCCUGCUUCGGCCGCUCGCGGGAGUACCAGCUCAAUGACUCAGCCGCCUACUACCUGAACGACCUGGAGCGCAUCGCGCAGAGCGACUACAUCCCCACGCAGCAGGAUGUGCUGCGGACCCGCGUAAAGACCACGGGCAUCGUGGAGACGCACUUCACCUUCAAGGACCUGCACUUCAAGAUGUUCGAUGUGGGUGGUCAGCGGUCCGAACGGAAAAAGUGGAUCCACUGUUUCGAGGGCGUCACGGCCAUCAUCUUCUGUGUGGCCCUGAGCGCCUAUGACUUGGUGCUGGCCGAGGACGAGGAGAUGAACCGCAUGCACGAGAGCAUGAAGCUGUUCGACAGCAUCUGCAACAACAAGUGGUUCACGGACACGUCCAUCAUCCUCUUCCUCAACAAGAAGGACUUGUUCGAGGAGAAGAUCACACAGAGCCCGCUGACCAUCUGCUUCCCUGAGUACACAGGGGCCAACAAGUACGACGAGGCAGCCAGCUACAUCCAGAGCAAAUUCGAGGACCUGAAUAAGCGCAAAGACACCAAGGAGAUCUACACGCACUUCACGUGCGCCACCGACACCAAGAACGUGCAGUUCGUGUUUGACGCUGUCACCGACGUCAUCAUCAAGAACAACCUGAAGGACUGCGGCCUCUUCUGAGGGUCAGCGGGGCCUGGCAGGAUGCUCCAGGGCCACCGCUGACUGCUCCCCAGCCCCUGAGGAAGAUGGGGGCAAGAAGACCACGCUCCCGCCUGUCCCCAGCCGCUUCUCCCCUCUUUCCUCUCCGCUCUCAGCUCCCCGUCCUCAGCUCCAGACUUGGGAAAGGGGUUGCCACAGGCCUCCCUGUCUGGAGCCUGACCUUGGCCGAGGUGUGCUGGGAAUGGCCGCGGCACCCCUUCCUGGGCGUCCGUUCUGGUUUCCAGCCCAUUGUCUCGUUCCGUGAUGGGCGAGGGGAGCACUGUUGCUCUCCCCAGGCCUGCGUCCGGAGGGCCGCCCGUCUCCAGCCUGGACCCCUGGCUUCGCCCCACACCCACCCGCCCCGGCCCAAGUCCAGAUGUUUACAGGGAGCCUCCUGCCCAGCCCACCCCCGCCGCUCGGAGGCCCCAAAGGAAAAAGCACAAGAAGCGUGAAACGCCACCAUUCCUGGAGACCACACUCCACUGCUCGUUCGUGUAGCUUUUUAAAAAAAUGAAAGUAAAGGAAAAAAAAAAUUAACCACAACGACGAAAACUGCAAACCUAGAAAACGUUUUAGAGAAAACCUAUUUAAAACUGUUCGAUCCUGACCAGCACCCCGCCAGCCAGCCCCCAUGCGGUGAUUCCGUGCCUUGAGUGUGUCUGUGUGUUUACACCCACCCCUCUGCUGGCCGCCCCGAGUGUGAGCGGCACCCCUGCCCUGCCCUCCACAGAAUCGGGGUCCAAGGGCUGUCCCAGACAACUGCCAACGUCACCGAGGGCCCUGCCCUGGCGGCCCUGGGCCCAGGCUCCAUUAACCUAAAUGUAGCCCCCCUAGCUCUAACCUAGGAACCGCGCUGCCUGCUGAGGGGCCUCGCCCCUCGUGCCCUCGCCCCAGGCCCGGGUCCUUCAGCGUUGAACACUUCCUUGCUUUUUUCACAUGUUUUAUGGAAUUGUUCACCCGGUUUGAAAUAAUAAAAUGUAGAAA